This is a messenger RNA of Nannospalax galili (Upper Galilee mountains blind mole rat), 916 nucleotides long. RefSeq names its product aminopeptidase O-like. NCBI's taxonomy places the organism in Eukaryota, Metazoa, Chordata, Mammalia, Rodentia, Spalacidae. Gene Ontology annotation, cellular component: nucleolus. The annotation marks the transcript as partial. Gene Ontology annotation, molecular function: zinc ion binding; metalloaminopeptidase activity. The transcript has 5 exons. The record is from RefSeq and is a predicted model, not a curated record.
CUGGGGCUUUUCAUAGUGAAAGACCAUGUCGAUAUGUAAAUUCAUGACUUUUCCAAGUAAGCUACAUUUUUCCAUUGCAUUUCCCAAUCUAGCUUCCUCACCAAGAAAGGGUUUUGGUUGUUAAAUAAUUCAUAUUGAAGCUUAGAUUCCUUGAGGGUCUGGCAGUCUUUCAUCUUGGAUAAGAUGAUACAAAAUAUUGCCAAUAGCCAACCUCAGGUUGCCAACCUGAAUAUAAAUCCUUUCCUGUUCAGUGUAUAAAUUUAUAAUGUAAACUGUUUUAUAUUAUACCUGAUACUACUGAACUGAAGGAAGGUGCUGUUGAAUAACUCUGAAAAUAAGUAGUAAGGUAUUAUGGUCUGGUUGGUGAUGUAUGCUCUAUAUUUAAACAACUUACUACUGUCAUUCUAGACCCAACAAAGAGAAGACUGGCCAUGAGUGGCUCGGGAACAUCUGUGGUCAAGCAUGGACUUAAUCCAGAGAAGGGCUUCAUGCAGGUUCAUUAUUUAAAGGGCUACUUCCUUCUUCGGUUCCUUGCCAGAACACUUGGAGACAAGACCUAUUUUUCAUUUUUAAGAAAAUUUGUACACAUGUUUCACGGACAAUUGAUUCUUUCCCAGGAUUUCCUUCGAAUGCUGUUGGAGAAUGUCCCAGAAGACAAAAGGCUUGAGUUGUCUGUUGAAAACAUCAUCCGAGAUUGGCUUGAGAGUUCCGGAAUACCUGAGCGGCUGCGGCAGGAGGGCGAGGACGGCGCGCGGAGCGGGCUGGCGGGGCGAGUGGGCGCAGAGGUGAGUGCGGCUGCGGCGGCGGCUGCACCAGGCGGCGGGGCGAAGGUCACGGCCGCUGCUCUAGGAGAGGGGAGGACUGUGGCGGGAGGCCUUGGGACCCUCGACCUGUUUAAGAAGAGGUGUUUGAAAAG